UAUCCGUCUCUUGAGCUAGAUGAAUAGGAGGAUAAGUAGAAUUUAAUUUGGUAAAAUGUUCACAACCCUGUCUAUAAGUUGCACGCUGACAGUUAUCAUUAAUUUGAUGACGCAGUUGCAAGAAACAGAAUGCACAAGCAUUUCUUUUAAAAACUCUUGGUACAUAUUUUCGGAGUCUGGAAAAAGAUGGGAAGAGAACAGAGACUUCUGUCGGUGCAAAGGAGGAGACUUGGUAUCGAUUGAAACUGAACAAGAAUGGAAAUUUAUUAAUAAGGAGAUUCAAAAGCGCAGUACUACCGACGGUAAUCAUGAAUGGGACAUUGGUUUAAUAAAAAAGGACGCAAAUUGGACUUGGGUGAGUGGAAUACCGUUGACUAUAUGCAAAUGGAGUAAAGGGGCACCAAGUGGUGACGGAGAUGUUGGUCAAAUAUACAAGAAGUCUCCUUAUGGCAAACAGGGCCUUUUUAAUGAUCUCGCUGGCAAUCGACCCGAAGCUUUUAUUUGUGAAAUUUCCAAAGGCUACUGCCGAAAUUACUCUGGAAUACCUUGUACACUCGAAUAUGGCAAUAAGAGUUGGGUGCAGAAUUGCAACUUUACCGAUUAUACUUGCCAACUGAAGUGUAUAAUAAGUUGUGAGGGAGUGCUAAAUAGGAUGCUUCCCAGGUUUUGGGAGGAAAAACAGAGUCAGACGUACAGCCCAUUGGCAGCUCGCUGUAAAGAGAUCAGACGCGAAAAAAGUAGCCUUUAUCAGAUAUGCAACACUACAAAGUGUAAUAUGACCAGCGGCGAAAAGACAUUUGCUAAAAGACAAUCCUACACUUGCAAUCGUACGAUUUGUGGACGUCAAUGCAUUGGGAUAAGGUGCACACAAAAAUGCCGAGAAAGAAAAACUGUGGCAUCAUCAUCAACUUCACCAUCGCCAUCGUUGCCGCCAACGCUAUCAUCGUUGCCGCCAACGCCAUCAUCGUUGCCGCCAACGCCAUCAUCGUUGCCGCCAACAUCAUCAUCAUCGUCGCCGCCAACAUCAUCAUUGUCGUCGCAAAAAUUACAGAAGCUGACAAGUGAAUACCUUAUCAAACUAAACAGGAUAAAUAUCAGCAAUAGCAGCUCUUUGCAGGAAGCUGUUAGGGUUUUUGAACUCUUCAUCACCGGUAUUGAAAACAUUACCAAAUCUGUUAAGAGCUUUUCUGGUACAGAAGAGACUAAGACACUCAAAAGAUCCACUUUUCGGGUGGCAGUCACGUUUGAGAAAUUUGCAGUAAAUUAUAGCAAGCUCCACACCAUUGGAAGAAAGUCCGCCGUGGUUAUCGACAGCCAAAGGAUGGGACUGAGCGUUCAAAAAGUCUAUCGUCAAAAGCAAAGUGACUUCUACUUUGGAGAACAAGAAUGGAAAGCAAGCAUCAAGGUCCCUUCUGCCAAUUUUGCGAACAACGCUACUUAGGCUCCAGGAUAAUGGCCGUGACUAUGGAUCCGAAACCAAACAAGCUGCGAGAGAAUGUCAUCUUAAAGUUCAGAAACCUGAGGGUAGAUGGAGAAAAGAAAUGCAUGUUUUGGAGUGGCUUCGGUGAAAG
This is a messenger RNA of Stylophora pistillata, 1571 nucleotides long. Its product is annotated as adhesion G protein-coupled receptor D1. The record is from RefSeq and is a predicted model, not a curated record. Gene Ontology annotation, cellular component: plasma membrane. Gene Ontology annotation, biological process: cell surface receptor signaling pathway; G protein-coupled receptor signaling pathway. NCBI's taxonomy places the organism in Eukaryota, Metazoa, Cnidaria, Anthozoa, Scleractinia, Pocilloporidae. Gene Ontology annotation, molecular function: G protein-coupled receptor activity.